This is a messenger RNA of Thunnus maccoyii (southern bluefin tuna), 2194 nucleotides long. It is a transcript of the gene fndc4a, whose product is annotated as fibronectin type III domain containing 4a. The transcript has 6 exons. The coding region runs from base 592 to 1254 and encodes 220 amino acids. NCBI's taxonomy places the organism in Eukaryota, Metazoa, Chordata, Actinopteri, Scombriformes, Scombridae. Gene Ontology annotation, molecular function: protein binding. The record is from RefSeq and is a predicted model, not a curated record.
UCACGGUACGCUGCGCCUGCACUUGAGCUAAGUGCUGGGAACCUUAUAGGGCUUGUUGGGGGUGAUACCGGGAAGGACUGCAGGAUGACCGACCUGCGCUGUCCAUGGUGCUGAAUCGCCCCUUCGGCGUCCCCUCAGUGUAUCUGCGAGGGGACCGACGACACUGUGAGCGUCAUCCUCUGUACGACCUGCUCAUACCUGAGCGCUCCUGAACACUGGUGAACACUGGUGAUCUCAAGAAUGACGGGAAUGUACAGUUUCAGCCACCAGAUUUAGUCGGACGUUGUCUCAGUCUGCAGGGAGAGCAUGGAUGAAGGACUUGUGGAAUUAAACCUUUAAUGAAGAAUCCGUUUCGGCUCGACAAAAUGUUUCCCGAAGACAUCAUUUCUCACCCACUUCCACUGGUUAUCUAUCUACUGACCAGCUCGAGCCAAUAUUCAGCCCAGUAGUCGUUCAAUGAGGAGCAGAUUCGUUCAUUCCUCAAACGAAUUCCAACAUGUUACACAAAUGAACUGCAGUCAUUUAGUUGUCCUUCAAGCAUAGGAGAUCUGCGUUUUACUCUCAAGAGGAGCGACGAUAAUCCACCAAGACAUGGCUCAUCUGCUUGUUUUGGUCAACUCCGUGGUCCUGUUGCUUUUUGGCAGCGACAUGUUCUUGGUAGGAGCAAACCGGCCGCCAGCUCCUGUCAAUGUGUCUGUCAUGAACCUGCGGGCUGACUCGGCAACUGUAUCCUGGGAGGUUCCAGAGGGAGAUAUAAUAAUUGGCUUCUCCAUCUCACAACAAAGGCAGGAUGGACACAUGCAGCGAUUCAUCCGGGAGGUCAACACCACCAGUCGAUCCUGUGUUCUUUGGGAUCUGGAGGAGGAGACGGACUACAUCAUCCAGGUCCAGUCGAUUGGCCUCUAUGGAGAGAGCCAAGCCAGCAAGAAGGUCCAUUUUCGCACGCUCAAGAAGACAGACCGCUUCCCUUCCAACAGUUCUAAUCAAGAUGACCCCACUGUGCAGGGCCUGGACAAGUCGCGGCAUCUACAAACAGGAGAGAUGAUCAUAAUUGUGGUGGUCUUGGUCAUGUGGGCAGCUGUUAUUGCCCUGUUCUGCCGGCAGUAUGACAUCAUCAAGGACAACGACUCCAGCAACAACAAGGAGAAGGCCAAGCCGUCGUCGGAGAGGAGCACACCGGAGCAUCACAGUGGAGGACUGCUAAGGAGCAAGUUUCAUCCUUCUGUGCCAUCAAUCAACAUCAUUGAAGUCUGAGAAGAAGGAAGCCAAAGUUAGAUGUCUCUCCCUCCUCUACCGUCAAUGUAUUUUUAAUCUUUCUCACUGAUGAGAAAAUACAGCUGAAAACAAUGUAAGGUUUCUGUUGGGCUUCAUCAGUGAUGAAGGCUGGCCAGGGCUGUCUUGCAGAAGACACACAUGCAUGCACACAGUAUUUGUAGGAAAACUCAACACUGAACUACAGAUACAGACUCCAGAACCCAUCCACACAACCCGACACACAGACACACACCGUAGAGUAGCUAGCAGAACCCUACUCCUGCAGGUUGAUAGUACAUACAGUAAGUAAAUGUUAACCCCUGGUGCAGUUAACAUUGAUGUCUUUGCCAGGUGCUUGAUAUGUUAUUGCAAUACAAGACACACAAAACGACUUAUCAUCUCUGGGAGGCCUGUCUCAUGACUUUAAAUAUACAGUGUAUUUUUUAAUAUUGGCAUGUGCAAUUAGAUACCGCGUUCAUCUGUUAUAGACAAUUCAGCUAUAAAUUGAUCAACAUUUUCUCAUUGCAAAUAGUGUUAAUACACUGCCUGAUCACAAAUGUAUAUUAUCUGACUGCUGUGGGCAGAUUGUUAAUGCAGACAAACAGCAAAUACAUGUAUCUAAAAUUCAUUUUUUUUUCUUAUUUUCUCCUAAUUACUCAAAUUAAAAUUCCAUUUUCUGGAUAACAUUGUAUUUUUGCAUAUUUCAUACAUUAGAAAACAUGCCUGUACAUAUUUCAUGCAUUUACUAAAUGAACUUGCAUGCAGGUCAUUUGCCUGUAGAAUAGCAUUUGAUGUGCAUUCUAAGUUAGAUGCCAAAAAUGGAGAAAUAAACAUGAUUGCUGUACUGUGAAGCUAUUGUUUUGAUUCUUCUACCGUGUUUUACACUAUCUUUUAUCAUCCAGUGUGUUUCAUUUUAGAUCUUGUACAUUUCCUGACAAUU